AGGCCAACUCCGCUAGAGACCAGAUUUCGGGUGCUGGUCAUGGUGUCCGGUGAGAAGGUGUGGGACCCCCUCCACGCGGGCCUUGUUCAGUCACGUCUGAGUGAGCGACACCUGGCUGCCGGGCUAACUCCCCUCUGCAAUAUCAGACAAAGUGCAACUAAGAACUCGUGCCAACAGAGUCAGCGGUUGUCAUCCCUGUCUUCCCCGCCACUGUCAUUGGUGGCCGUAGACGCCCUUCAACCGGUUCGGGCCUCCUCGCCGUCACACCUCCCCGUCCAUUUCCGCUGCCCGGGCAAGAUCAAAGGGCUAAACAAACCAGUCCACUGUCUUGGAGUGGCCUCUCAGUCUGAGGAAGAGGAGGAGGAGGAGGAGGUGGGAGGGGAAAUUGAGCAGUUGGAGAUGAAGGGUAAAAGGUAUGGAGGCCGUGGAGAGGCCAUGACGGAGGACGGGCUGGAGGACAUGGCCGAUGGACCCAAAAAUGCAAAAAUCACUUUAAGCUUCCCACUUAGUGCCGCCCCACUCCCAGCCUCCCUGACGUCUCCAAACCACUGUCGUAGCUCUUUAUCAUCCUCCCCUUCCCCGCACCGACGGCGGCCAUCCUCCAAGAGCUCAGACGAGGGGUCGCUGUGGAAACUGGACGCUACUAUGGACGUUAAGCACAGACCAUUUAAGCCCCCGAGGCGCGACAGCUCUCCGUCCUCCUCCCCUUCCUCCUCCUCAUCUCCCAUGGCUGGUCAUGCCCUUAGUAGGAAAGACAUAAAAUCCCCGCCUCCUCUGAAGUGCUCCAAACUCAAUCCCGAGACUCAGAUGCACAGGUCACCCCAGCGAUCCUCCAGCGGGUCUUCAGGUGGCUGCUUUGGCGGCGAUGGAUGGGACGAGAAGCACAGGGUGGCCGACGGCACAGCCUCACCCUCUCAAACGGCUCAGAUUCUCUUCAGUCUAGGCACAUCGGCCUAUCAGAGAGGCGGGGAUGCAGAGAGGAGAGAGAAAAUGACAGGCAGACCUGUUGGGAAGGUGGGAAACUCCCACGGACCAAGUCUUCAUCCACCCGCCCUCCACCUUCCUCCCCCCUUACCGCCUCCUCCUCCUCCCCCAUCUGAGGGUCUCACCGCACCGCCCCACUCGUCCUCCUAUCCGCCCACCGACAGCCUGAAGCCCGAGCUGAUUUGUGGGGUGUGCCAUCGGCUUUUCAGCUCUGCCUCCUCCCUGACAGUCCACAUGCGGCUGCAUCGUGGCAGCCGCGCCCUCAGCUGCUGCUAUUGUGGCAAAGUCUUCAUCCACAGCAAGAGACUGCAGUCCCACGAGGCCUCCUGCAGGGUGCCGGGCCUCCCCUCCAACAGCUUGGGGCCUCCUUCUCUCACCGUGCAGCCAAAAGAGGAGCCGCUGGAGGAGGGUGAGGUGAGAGUGGAGGGUGGCGUGAUCGUCGGACAAUCAGACAUGAGUAAGGUGCGGCCGGGGAAGAAAGCACGGAGCCUCCUGGCACGUAUCCAAGGUGAUGAUGCAGCAGCCGCAGAGUUACUAGCGGGUGACGAGCACCAUUUUGUGAAGGUGGUAGAUGGGAAUAUCAUUUACUUUUGCUCCGUGUGUGAACGUUCCUACAUGACCCUGUCCAGCCUGAAGCGUCACUCUAACGUGCACUCAUGGCGACGCAAAUAUCCAUGCCAUUUCUGCGACAAGGUCUUCGCCCUGGCUGAAUACCGCAGAAAGCAUGAGGUGUGGCACACAGGAGAGCGACGCUACCAGUGCAUCUUCUGCUGGGACGCCUUUGCCACUUACUACAAUCUCAAAACACACCAGAAGACCAUUCAUGGGAUUAAUCCCAGCCUCAUCUCCAGUGAAAAGACAGCUAAUGGGGGUUAUAAGCAGAAAGCCAAUGCCCUGAAACUCUACCGCCUCCUCCCCAUGCGCUCCCAGAAGAGACCCUACAAGACUUACAGUGACAGUUUGCAUAAUGGCCUGCUACUCCCACCAACUGAGACACCAUCCCUCUCCCUGCCUGGCCUGGGCUGUCCUCUGGGCCCUGGGGACCUACAAAGUCUCAUCAGUGGGACCCACCCUCAGAGUGUUAAGCCUGACCCAGAUGACUUCCCUGAUGGCUUCCCCGUUUCUGCUGAGCAAGGGGACCUCUCCACCCCUAGGCCCUUCCCCCGAGCAGAUGUUCCCCAAGUUAGAAAGCAUGAGAGUGAGGCCUCAGAGUUAGAGCAGGGUAAAGGCAGUGGCAGCUUCAAAAUGUCAAGUAGCAGCAAAACCAAAACUCCUAAGAGCGGUAGAGGCACAGACACGAGCAUGCCUUCUGUAAUAACUUAUGGCCAUGCGAAACCCUCCGUAAUAGUUCACGGUAUGGCAGUGUCAUCGUCCGUCAUUGUGCAUAGCAACCAGGUCACCUCUGGAAGUGAAAAAAGCCCAAUGAGCAGUCCAUCCCCUGACAACAAUCAGGCUUCACACAAGGGUAUUGCCAAGCCAAUCAAAAAGCAAAGGGAUGGUGCAGAUAACCAUAGAAAGAGGUCAAGAGACAGUUCAGAUACCACAGUGGGGGGCUCGGGAGGCAGACAGAGUGAAGAGACAGGCAGAUUAUUCCACAAAUCACGUAAAUCCCACAGCAAGAGUGACAUCUCUAACCCAAAGCAGCUGUCAGCGUCUGUAGGGUCACAGGUCAAAGAGGCAGGGCCACUGUGCCAGAUCACUGUACGUAUUGGCGAGGAAGCCAUAGUGAAGCGCAGCAUCUCUGAGACAGAUCUUAGGAGAGACAAGAGCCUAUCUCCACCUAAAACCAAACGGAGUGAAGCAUCGUCCAUGCGGGAAGGAAAGGAAACACGUCACUCCCAUCACCAUAAACACCGCCUCCACCGCAGAGUCAGCUUGGAAGACGACGGUGAAAAGGAAGGAGGAGAUUGUGAGGAGGAGGAGGAGGAGGAGGAGGAGGAGGUGGUGGUUAGGAAAAAGACCUCCAAGUCCCCUGAUGAAGGAAGGGGGUACUAUUUCCGUCGAGAGGUGCGUGAUCAGGACAGUGACCAUGAAACGGAAGAUAAUUUAUGGCGGCCUUACUACUCCUACAAGCCUAAGAGGAAGGCCCAAGCACAUCUACAGAGGGUCAAGAGCUGGCAGAGGAAACUGAAAUUCAAGCGCUCCAUCCGGUUGAAGAGGACAGAGAGGCUCAAGAACCACGUGAAUAAAGAGACAGAGAAAUCACAAGAUGAAGAAGAGGACGAAAAGAUUGGAGAUGCUGAAAAACUGUCAAAUGCUAACACGGACGAGGGAGAGGAGAUAAAGAAAGAUUACCUCCCUGACUUUUUGAAGGAAAAAAAUAAAGACCCAGAAGAACAAGUUAAGCAGAUAUGUCACGAGGUUCCUACUCCUCUUCUGCACUCUCCAAAGUCUCCUCUGUCUACCUCAGUGGCCCCUACGGGAAUAAAGAGGCGGCCUUGGACUAACGGGAAUGCGGCAGAGUGCGGUACAUGUGGCUGCUGGUUCUCAAGCCCCAGGAAGCGAGACAAGCACGAGCUGAGCCAUCUGCUGGAGUUUGUGUGUCUCUUUUGCAGAGCCACUUUCCCCUCAAGGGAUAAGUUGGAAGAUCACCAGAGAACCCAUCACCCCAAGCCUACUGAAGCACCUUCCGUACCCCAUAAAGUGGCCCUUAUUGAACCAGCUGAAGGGAUUGUCAAUACAGCUGUGCCAGAGAUUGUAAAGUACGAUGAAGAAAAAGGGGGGCAAGUAGCCUCAGUAGGGUGUAGUUCUAGUCCAAGUCGCCUAAGCAGAAGAGCAUUAUCCCGACACACCUGCCCGCAGUGUCACAAGGUGUGCAAGACAUCUUCCGCACUAACUCGUCACAUCAGACGCCAUGAGCUAAGCAGUUCCCCAGAGAGAGAAAGGGAAGAAAAUAACUCUGAGCCAAAAACAGCACAGAUGGUUGUUAACACUGUCAGCAGAGACCUAGAGACCGAAAAGGGCCCGAUUACCUGCGCUGUUUCAGUUAUCAGCUACUCGACACCGGACCCCCCCAGCAGCAGUGACUGUUUGGCAUCACAGCGGCGUGACGACCAUCUCGGUGAACUCGCAGAUGAACAUCAAGUGUCACAAUCCAGUGGCAGACCUGAACUAACCGAGCUCUCACAUCCAGCUCCAGAGAGAGAGCCCAGCCUACCAAUUGCAAAACUCCCAUCAGAAAGUCCUGGUAACCUUAUUCCCACUAAACACAAAUUCCCACCUGCCCCACCACCCUCUGUCCUCCAGAGUGUGCUCGUUAUGAACGGACCUGAAUGUCUGGACUACCGCACCCCGGGCAAAAAGAACCUAGACGGCCAACUACACAGAAUACCCAGCCCCAUGCACAUCGUGGCAUCCACCAACACCUCUCUGAAUGUGCCCAUGACGUCACAGACCCAAAUAACCACUGCUGCUCCUCCUGUUUCCAUGACAACAGCUCUCGGCUCCGAGGGGGGAUUCGUGAAACGGGAUGGGGUCAUUAUGGACAGAGAAAGGCUGAGUGGGAGUGGUAUGUUUGCGCACGUGGGUUAUGAGGAACCACACCGGAUACAAGAUCUCAGAGUUCAGUCCCUGUCCAGGAGCCCCUCUCCCAACGAAGCACAAGACCUGACCAUGUCCUCUAUUCUCGCUAGAGAAAGGGAGAUGGAGAGGCACAGAGAGAAGGAGAGGGCGCUGGGGAGACAGAGAGAAAGGGAGAGGGACAAAGAAAUGGCCAAAGAGAGAGAGAAUGAGAUAGAGAGGGCACAUCAAAUGAGUAGAAUGGCGCACACCCCACAGGACCAGAUUUCUCUGUUGGUCCCUAAAGAGGAGCCCUUGAGCCCUGUGCCGUCCCCCCAGCAUAUUCCCACUCAAACCACUAUGAAUGGAUCCUCCUCACACAGGCACACUCCCAAAUCCCCCUGCCGAUCCCCUUCAACUAUUGGCCUUCUAGCUCAAGGCCUCCGCCAGGUUCAUUCCAGUUCACAAGGACUCGACAGGCUCCCUCUGCCCACCGCAGCAGCUGGUGCCGGCGACCGCCCCUCUGCCCACGCUCUGCUUCUCCCCCGGGCCCCCCAGUCACCCGAGCCGGAGCGCCGAGAUACCGUUUCUUCCGAGGAUUCGCGGCAGCGGAACCCCACCCCGGUGGGCUACCAUGCCCAGAAUUACCCCCUGCCCCUCAUCGUGCCGGACAGCUACCACUCUGGUAAGAAGCAGGAGGAAAACUUGCUCAUGUCCUCCUAUCCUGCAGGAGCUCUUCCUUUUGGCCCACUGGGAAAAAUGAUGGUCCCAAAUGCCGGGGACCUGGCUAAGCUGCCGUUUUACCCAGACCCUUACCAGCUGCUGUACGGGCCCCAGCUGCUGGCCUACCCCUAUAACCUCGCGGCUCUUCCUGUGGCUCUGAAUAUGAUGGCACCAGGGAGGGACAAGGUGGAGACUCUGCCUUUCCUCCCCGCCAUCUUCAACUACGCAGCCGGGCCGUAUAUGGGCACGGCCCCUCACCACUUGAUGGCAAAUCCCAGCCUCUACAGCGGCGGGGGCGGUGGCGGUGGCGGCGGCGGUGGCAAGAAACGAGACAGCAGCAGCAGCAAACCGUAGGACACGGAAGCACUCUUGAGGAAUAUGUUUCACCGGGGAGGACCUGGCCCGCGGGAUGGGAGCUGGGAUGGGUGGGGGCUCACUGGGUCACUGAGUACACUUGCACAGUACCCCUGCCUCUCAGCAGAGAUCAGAGCUAGGCAUUAUAUCAGGAGUGAGUCGAAGGGAGGAGAAGGAGCAAAGAAGCGGGAGAGUGGCCGUUACUGCGGCGGUGAUCACGCCUCCCCUCUCUCUACUCUUUCUCCCCUUUCUCUCCGCGUCUCUCCUGUCUCGCUGUAGUGUGUCGUAGUUCUAGAGCUUGAUUAAUCUUCCUCUCUGACUCAUUAUAUUAUCUAUAAGAAUAAGAACCGCUAACAGGGUGUGUGUCGUGAACAAUUAGUCCAGUCUGCUUCCCUUUAUAGUCGCCGCAUAGCGAGGAUAAACGCUCUUCAGGGGCCGGCUUGUGUGGGCAAGGAGGAGGGAGGAAACGGAAGAGUCCUCGCUGAAAUGCAGUUGAAGGUAGAGCAUUAAGCAGAUCGAGCCUUGCGUCAUAUUUUCUGUGAGCGAAGGGAGAUCGCAGGUGCAUCCUGUCGUUUUGCUGUCCAUGAAAGCUGUAUAUGAGCAUGUACAUGCACAUGUAUGUCGGUGAUUUGUGCAUGCAGAGGUGGGCUUAUGCAGGUAAUACUACUUGUGUGUGUGUGUGUGUGUGUGUGUGUGUGUGUGUGUGUGUGUGUGUGUGUGGGCGGCAGUGUGUGAUGGCCAGUUCAUUCCGUGUGAGACUUGCGCAGCAUUCCUGCUCUAGUUGGAAUAGCUACUGUCGGUCAAUAUGUAGAAGUGCAUUUAGAAGCGAUUCCUCAUAUCCAAAUCAUGUAAGAAGUCAACGCUUUGGCUGGACGAGAGUCAAUGACGAUGACAGAUCGUCCGAGCUUCAACUAACCUGGAGACGUUGUGGCCGAAUGGCACUGUAGGAUCUGUAUAGCAUUUACCAUUGUUUAUACCUUAUGUGCACAAAAUAGAAAGGUAGUGGACACUUGUAGCUGCUUGGGAUAUGUAGCUGGCCACUGGGUAAGAGUUAGAGGCUGGUAGACCAUUGCACUUCCGUUUUUCAUCUCAUUUCCUUUUACAUUGAAAAGGAAAAGAAUAAAAACUUGUUGGCCUUCACCUUGCAUAAAAAUGACGGCAAGGAAGGAAAUAGAAAAAUAGAUUCAGGAUAUUUUGUUAUUUCUGCAUAGGAAAAUACAAACGUGGGCACAAAACUGUUGGACUCUCGGGUCGAAAGGACCCACAGAAAUGACUUUGGGGGACAAAAAACAAUAUGUCCUUCUCCCCAGCUGAGGGGGCAUUUGAAAUAUCCCAAAUUAAUUCCCCCUCCUGCUCUGUGUCAUUUACCAAGACGUAGGAAAAGGCCGAACUUAGCAGCCAAAGUGGUGGCCGAAACUCCCCGGGUGCACUCCUGGGGCCUUUUUGUUACGUGUAAUGUUACCUGUGUUUGUUUCGUUAAACUAUGUUGUUGUUAAUGUGGUUUAGCCCUCUUACCUGAUGGAAAUGGCUUCGGUGAAAAGGGGGAGUAAACUUAAAAAUAUGAAUGUAAAUUUAGUCAUGAGGUUAAUGAAGUACAACUGCAUUAACGGUAGAGUUGGUUUCAGUUCCUAUUAUUUUUUUUGCUUCUUUUUUUGACAAAUAACCUGUUAAAGAACCGUAUAACGUCUGGUAUGCAUAUAUACAGUAGUCCUAGGAACAUGUCAGUAAUCUUGGGUUCUGUAUCCACAAAGCAUGAGCAACACUUGCUUCCUAACCGUUUAUAUCCUCAGCAAAUCCGUGCGCACAGCUUUUGUUACUUUUUGAUGUUUUCUGGUUCUCUUCAUCUUCCAUAUCUCCGAUAUGUUUGUUGUUAUUUACUAUAGAACACAGUUUGGAACACUUUCCACAAAGCUUCCACAAUUACACCAUACAGUCACUAUUUAGGAGCUUUUAAAUUAUCCCUCUUCCCUCUAGCACCUUCUCUAAAGUACACAUAUUUCACUGUACGUGUGAGCGUGUGUGUGUGUGUGUGUGUGAUGGUGACGGGGCGCCUUUUGGUUUCGGGCAGGUGUGUGAAAAACACUUUCUGACCAACUGCAAGGGUGCACCAGCACCCCCUCGGGUGUGGUCUCAAGCCUUUUGAGUGCGGACGUACGUGUUUUGUGUACAAAUGUGAGUGACUGCGCGAAUAUGAAAACCAAAAUAAAUCUGUCUGACCUUGGCAUAUGGGCCACCUUUUUAAUUUCUUUUGUUCUUUGACACUUUUCUGUGGGUUAGUUUCAGUGUAAAAAAAAGCCCUGUUCUCUCCAAUUCGCUAUCUUAAGCCAUUCCUGUGGACAUGUUUUUUUUUUUUUUUAGUUUUUGGACCAUUUCUUAUGCCAUAGUUUGCCAUCAUGGUUAUCAUACAGACCAAAAGCAUGCAAAUCAACGUAUUGUAGUGACUGGACUGGAAUCUGGUGGUAAUAUACAACUAUUUACUGUAUGUUUUAGUUCAUAUGAAUGUGCCUCUGCUUUGAUAUUUAAGUACUGAUCUAUAGUAAGAUGUGGACCUGCCAGAUUUCACCCGUUGAGGUGCCUUGUUAUGGCAUAAGAAAUUUGAAUGGUAUCUGAACGUCUUCUUGAGAAAUGGCCGAAUGAUUUGGAGAUGGAUAUCACGGCUUUGUUUGCUACGAAGCUGUUCAUAGAUCACGUAGGGACGUGGCUAAACUGGUUUGGUAUCGUGUACAUGUCUAGGGUAAUACUGUGCCAUAUAGAGCCCACAAAAUAUGUUAAUGUUAUUUUUAAAAGAUGUUUUAAUGUUGCCUGAUGACUUUGUCUCUAGAUUUGAUACAAAGGCUUGUAGCCACAGAUCUGUAGUCUCCUUUUAUUCCAACAUUCUUCCUUUCUUCUCUCUCUCUCUCUCUCUCGCUCUCUCUGUCCCCACUUGUUUCCAGCUCCCUUUCUUCCUCUUUGCUGCAAUCAAACAAAAUAAAGUAUUAACCUGAUGACCCAAUGAAAUCAA
Molecule: messenger RNA, 8560 nt
Organism: Gasterosteus aculeatus aculeatus (three-spined stickleback)
Lineage: Eukaryota; Metazoa; Chordata; Actinopteri; Perciformes; Gasterosteidae
Source: RefSeq, a predicted model, not a curated record